AAUCCCAGCCCAUUGGAACGCGGUGACGUAGUGACGUUCUGCUUUGCCCCUGCCCGUCAGCCCAGGAAACCCUGUGUAGAGCUGCCAACGCCCGGUGGAGAGACAGGGAGAGAGUGUGAGGUCUGCAUUAAGCCAGCAGUGUGGAGACUGACAACGCAAGAUUGCCGCCAUGCAGACUAUUAAGUGUGUGGUCGUUGGAGAUGGUGCCGUUGGUAAAACAUGUCUCCUAAUCUCAUACACAACAAACAAGUUCCCCUCAGAAUAUGUACCAACGGUAUUUGACAACUAUGCUGUCACAGUUAUGAUCGGUGGUGAACCUUACACCCUAGGACUAUUUGACACAGCAGGACAGGAAGAUUACGAUAGAUUACGACCUCUUAGCUAUCCACAGACAGACGUCUUCCUUGUCUGCUUCUCCGUGGUUUCUCCAUCUUCAUUUGAAAAUGUGAAAGAAAAGUGGGUACCUGAAAUUACUCAUCAUUGUCCCAAGACUCCAUUCUUGCUCGUUGGGACACAGAUCGACUUAAGAGAUGACCCCUCCACAAUCGAGAAACUCGCAAAAAAUAAACAGAAGCCAAUCACUCCAGAGACAGCCGAGAAGCUGGCCCGAGACUUGAAGGCAGUGAAAUACGUGGAGUGUUCUGCACUGACACAGAAAGGCCUAAAGAAUGUAUUUGACGAAGCGAUAUUGGCCGCACUGGAGCCUCCGGAGCCCAAGAAGAAACGCAAGUGUGUGCUGCUAUGAAUGCCCUUCAGACGGUUUCUACCCCAAGCCCCCCGUGCCCAACCCCACACCCUUCUCCAAAGCUGGUGUUGGCAUCAAACUAAAAAAAAAAAAGAGAAAAAAAAUGUUAAAAAAAAGAAAAAAAAAAAAAGUUUAAAUCAAACUAAAGAUUAAAUAUAAACUUUGUAUUUUUUAUUUUUUUUUCCUUGCAAUGAUGACAAAGGCCCCUGCGUCCGUCACCGCCUACAGGGAGUGGUAAUGCCAGAGAUACGCGCCCGGCGACACAGGUUUACCGUAAAGAUUAGUCCAAGCGUUGUGUGUAUACAGAGAAGGGAGGGAGGGGGGGGAGCAAAUGCUGAUCAUUGCUUUUUUUGUUUGUUUUUUUUUUUUUUUUUUUUAUUAUAUAUUUACAGUUUCUAAUGUCUUAUAUUAAGAGCGAGGCAUGCUUCAUACGUAACAAACUAAUUAUUAUUUUUUUUUUAACCUGUUUAUUUGGCCCGUCACUCUUUAUCAUUAGGUGGGUGAGGGGUACAUUGCCUAGAUCGGGGGGAGCUUUUACAAAAUGACAACUCC
This is a messenger RNA of Hyla sarda, 1297 nucleotides long. RefSeq names its product cell division cycle 42 (gene CDC42). Gene Ontology annotation, molecular function: GTPase activity; GTP binding. Gene Ontology annotation, biological process: modification of synaptic structure; small GTPase-mediated signal transduction. NCBI's taxonomy places the organism in Eukaryota, Metazoa, Chordata, Amphibia, Anura, Hylidae. The transcript is spliced from 6 exons. Gene Ontology annotation, cellular component: dendritic spine. The record is from RefSeq and is a predicted model, not a curated record. The coding region runs from base 170 to 745 and encodes 191 amino acids.